Molecule: messenger RNA, 1490 nt
Organism: Solanum dulcamara
Lineage: Eukaryota; Viridiplantae; Streptophyta; Magnoliopsida; Solanales; Solanaceae
Product: ankyrin repeat domain-containing protein EMB506, chloroplastic
Exons: 7
Coding region: 108-1076 (322 amino acids)
Biological process (GO): protein targeting to chloroplast
Cellular component (GO): chloroplast outer membrane
Molecular function (GO): chloroplast targeting sequence receptor activity; protein binding
Source: RefSeq, a predicted model, not a curated record
UACCUGUUCGAUAAAAUGCCUCAAAGAGAGUAAAAUUAUCCAAAUUCUAGUUCAAUCAACAAUGGGAAUCUUCAAUUUGCUGUUAUAGUUUAGUAUAAAGAUUGAAAAUGGAGAAAAUAAUGCUGUUACAGUGUAAUCCAACUUCUCCAUUUACACAGCUAUGGCCGACUACAGUUACAGCAACUGCUUAUACCUGCAGUUUUGGCUGCUCUAAUGUCGUUUCUUUCAGAUUUCCAAGAAGAAUUAACAUGGGGUUUCGUUCUUUUCAAGAAAUUUCUAGAAGGAAUAGUGUAAAGUUAAGUAAAGCUAAUUUUUGGGAAGAUCCUGAUGAUGGUAGUGACAGUGAAGAAGAAGAAGAGGAGAGUGAAAUGGAAGAAGAAGAAGAAGGAGAAGAGGAAGAUAGGGAUGUUGAGAGUUGCUUGGAAUAUGAAGAAAAUAAAGCUAUGGCCAAUUCUACAACUGGGUUGUCUACCAGGGAAGAGGAGUUUGUGAAAGAGGUUGAACAGCUUUUGAGCCCAGAGGAAAUGGAAAUUUUGUAUCGCAAUCAAACUCCAGAGCUGAAUAAGAUAUCAACUGCAAAAUGGAACCCUCUUCACACUUUUGCACUAGCCGGGCAGAUACGAUUUAUGGAUAGACUUCUGGAGGAGGGCCUUGAUAUUGAUGUUGUUGACAAGGAAGGGCAAACAGCUCUUCACCAUGCUGUUUUCGGUAAAAAAGAGGCUGUGAUCAGUCAUCUUCUAAGAAAAGAUGCAAACCCUCAAGUUAGGGAUAUGGACGGUAUCACCCCGCUACAUUAUGCAGUUCAAGUAGGAGCUAUACAAACUGUUAAGAUGUUAAUCAAAUACAAGGUUGAUGUGAAUGUUGCUGAUAAUGAGGGUUGGACACCGCUGCACGUGGCCAUGCAAAGUAGAAACAGAGACAUAGCGAAAAUUCUUCUAGUCAAUGGAGCAGAUAAGUACAGAAAGAAUAAGGAUGGAAAGACACCCCUUGAUAUUAGUCUUUGUUAUGGCAAAGAUUUCAAGUCCUAUGAUCUGGCCAAGUUACUGAAGCUUGUUCCUGCAAAUAGAGAGCUGUGAUUGGCUUCCUCAAUUUACGUGCAGUUCUUCCGAAAUCUCAAGAAGAUUAGAACCACCAUGUUGACAUUGACGUCCUAUCGAAUUCUUCUGCAUUUUUGCUUCCAGCAAAGAAGAAAACAAUCAAAAUUCUAGUCGAAGAGAAAGUUCUUAAAGGUGCUGAGACGGAUUUAUAGAAGCACAAUUCAGAUCGACUAUCGAACAUGAAAUCAUUGGAACUGUAAAAUAUUUGGGCAAUUGUCCAGUCAGUCUUGUAACAGAUUUGUAGAGAAAAAGAAGUUAUUUUCUUAUAAUACUAGAUAUAGGAACCCGUGCCAACAUGGCCCAAUAUUUCUUACUUUUUCUAUCUCAAUUUACGUGAUAUCUUUGAAAUUUGGAGUGAUCCAAAUUUUAUUGAUAAUGUUUGCGUACACUCUA